This is a messenger RNA of Melitaea cinxia (Glanville fritillary), 1503 nucleotides long. Its product is annotated as zinc finger protein OZF-like. Gene Ontology annotation, molecular function: RNA polymerase II transcription regulatory region sequence-specific DNA binding; DNA-binding transcription factor activity, RNA polymerase II-specific. The transcript has 6 exons. The record is from RefSeq and is a predicted model, not a curated record. Gene Ontology annotation, cellular component: nucleus. Lineage: Eukaryota; Metazoa; Arthropoda; Insecta; Lepidoptera; Nymphalidae. Gene Ontology annotation, biological process: regulation of transcription by RNA polymerase II. The coding region runs from base 1 to 1476 and encodes 491 amino acids.
AUGGUAGUUGUACGAGGGGCUACGUCUAUAGACUCCACGAUUUUUACAGAAACCACACUAAAGAAGACUCGCCUGGAGACCGCGGGGACGCCCGAACCCCCCAGGAAAUCGCCAUCGGGUCCUCUCACCGAUGAUGGUGCAAAAGCUCAAACAGAAGACCAGAAAAUCGAAGUAGAAGUUAAGACAGAACCACAAGAUACUGAAAACGACGACGAUAUUGGAAUAUCAUCGGAGUCCCCGCCAAGGGAUGCACUGGCUGACGAUGUUUAUGAAAUAAAACCAGAAGCGUUGGAGCAUGAUUCAUCAAACGACGACAUACCUCUGUACCAGAUAGCUGACCGACCUAACAGGAACACAGACCUUAAAUCAAACGGAGACAUCACAAGGAAUAUUGUUGAACAACCAAUGAUACCAAUGUCAAAACUGCAACAAAGGAUGCGAGAGAGAGACCCAUCGUACAUCACAGAAACGAAUAUACUAACAAUAGUUGAAUUCUCGUACGUCUGUCCGUUCAAGUGCAGACACAACAACCUACUGUGCUUCUACUGCGGAGAAAAUUUCUCGGAUCCCGAGCUGCUGAGAAACCAUACACUACAUAGCCAUCACCCAAAGAAGUUUAAAAUAACCGAACAUAAGAAUAUGCUCAAGAUUGACCUAACUAGGAUUGAUUGUCGAUUAUGUCCGGAGAGGAUAACAACAUUGGACGAAUUCAGACAUCACAUUUCUAGCGUCCACAAUAAGAAAUACUACUUCAAUAACCGUGACCUCCUUUUACCGUUCCGUUUGACAAAUAAUGAGUUCAAAUGCGCUCUAUGUGAUUUGGCCUUUCCAUAUUUCCACGCUCUAAACAAACAUAUGAACGAACAUUUCAGUAAUUAUGUCUGUGAGACUUGCGGCCUGGGUUUCGUCGAUCGGGGUAGGUUUAUAAUGCAUCAGCAGAGGCACGAAGAAGGCGAUUUUCCCUGUGAAGUCUGCGGUAAGGUGUUCAAGGCACACUAUAAUAGGGAGUUACAUGUUGACAGGGUGCAUAAAAAAAGAGGCAGAGUAUACUGUCCAAAAUGUGACGUCAGACUGAUGACGUAUCCGCAGAAGUUGAAACACUUAGUGGAGGUCCACGGGGAAGAGCCCUUAUCGUUCCCAUGUAAUGUUUGUGACAAAGUGUGUGAAACUAGACGGAAGCUUACUAUACACAGGAGGAAAGAGCAUUUGAAGGAUUAUAGAUACGAAUGCCAAACCUGCGGCCAGAAAUUUUUUACCGGCUUUGCCCUAACCAACCAUAUGCCAACACACACAGGCGAAAGGAACUUCAAAUGCAAAGUCUGUGAAAAAACCUACCCCCGUAAGAAGACCCUCAAAGAGCACAUACGAAUACACACAAAUGAUAGACGCUACCGUUGUCACAUAUGUGGCCAGGCGUUCAUACAGAAUUGUAGCCUGAAGGGUCAUAUGAAGAGCCAGCAUCCGGAAUAUAGUUAAUUUAUUGUAAUAAAUGAUGGAUUGUUA